GUUACAAGCAUGACUUCUAUUAAACCUAUAGGUAAGAUUAUUUUCUACUUUUAAUGCAGUAUGUUUGUUUUUAUCCUGACUUUUGAUUCAUUAGGCCAUGUGGUUUAAGUCUAAACUAAGUUACUCUGAUAUUCGGAAUUUCACCUUUAAUAAUUUUCUGGAAAUUUUCUUUUAAAGGUGAUAUUAGAAAUCUCCAUUUCAGUCUCAGCAUUUCACUAGCAUUACAUGAUGCUCUUGUCUUUUGCAAUUUAAUAUUCAAAUUACAUAGAUAUUUUUUAUUACUGCAUGUGAAGUCCUUCCUCAACUUAUAAAGCAGUUAGAACAUACUAAUACUUUAAUACUUCUAUAAGUGACGAGCUGGCAACUGAAAAAUGUUCAUCUAUUAUACAUAUAUAAGCAUAAGUGUGUGUAUGCCUAAAUGUAUGUAUGUAUACAUUUCCAUGAUUAGUAUUCCCUAAAGAUUAAAGUGAUAAAAUAAAUGUUGCCUGGUUUUACAUUGGUAACUAAUGUUAUGAGAUAGUUCAUAGGUCAAUAGAAUGAAAUUUUAUGUUUUAUUUAAUCUAAAAUAAUUCUGUUGAUUGCCACCUACAUAUGUUCACUGUUCAUUUUCUAUUGUGUCUAGACAUUAUUUUGCUCUUAAUGUAAUAUCAGGUUAAAAUUAUUCAACUUGUGCAAAGAUUUUGAGAAAAAUAUGUAAAAUUAGAUUUUGAUCAAGGAUAAAUGUAUCUUUUUUUUUCUUUGAAGAAAAGAGUAUAGGCCCUUCAGUCAGUCAGUUUGGGUUCCAGCCCUUGUUCUGCCAAGUACUAGCUGUGUGAACUCAGCUAGUCAUCUAAAGAGCCUAGUAAGGAGAGAUGAUUAUUCAGCAAGGUAAUACAUGUGAAAUACUUAGCUCCACACCUGGCAGGUAGUAAGCUCCUACUAUGUGUUGACUAUGUUAUUGUAUGAUCAUCUUCAUUGUUCUUUGCUCUUCAAGUCUUUGUUCACCCAUUCAAUCUAGAAUUACAAUGCAAGUUAUACUAAAAUGCUUCUUUUCAUUUGCUGAACUGUUAAAAAAAAUCGCUUAGUUUUCUUUUAAAUGGUAUCUACUACUAUAAGAUAUUCUUGUAUCUGCAUAUAGCCUUACAUUUUAAAGUUUAAAUCUACUAUCUGAUCUUCAGCUUAAAGGUAGGUAGACUUUAUAGGUUAUCCCAUUUAACAAGAAAGGACAACAGGAAUACAAUGAUUAUUACGUCUUGCCUAGUUCACAAAUCCUAUUGCUAAUAAAGGAAUCACACGGGCCAUGUGAUUCCUCUUCCAGAACUCUUGUUACCCAUCUGUCAUUUGCUUCUCAAAUAUGUUGCAAUAUUUGUUACUCAACUUACUGUACUCUUCCUCUUUUAUUUCACAAGUGUUACAUUCCAUGAAUCAGCUUGUCCAAAAGUACUGUUAAAAGGAUUUUUUUUAACUAUACAAAUGCUAAAAGAAAGUUUAUUUUUUUUUUAGUAUGCUCAAAGUGGAUAAAGGCUUUCAAAGCAUGAUACAAUCCUCAAAAGGAAAUGACUCAAAGUUUAUGGAAUAAAAAUGUAAACAUUUCUAUCUUGUAUGCUAAGCUACUCAGGAACUGUUGUCUAUGGGAUUGAACACUUAACAGCUGUCUCUGGGAAUGUAAAUUUGAUUCUUUGGACUGCUCAUGGGACUCUGUGACAUUUUCCUCUCCAGUGACAGCAGAUUUGAAUGGCAUUAGGCUACUGAUUAAAUAAUACCCAAAUAGCUUUCCAAUGAUUAGACGAAUUGAUUCUUUCUGUGACUCAUCAGUUCAUUUCCUGUAAAAUUCAUGUCUUGCUGUUGAUUUGUGAAUAAGAACCAGAGCUUGUAGAAACCACUUUAAUCAUAUCCAGGAGUUUGCAAGAAACAGGUGCUUAACACUAAUUCACCUCCUGAACAAGAAAAAUGGGCUGUGACCGGAACUGUGGGCUCAUCGCUGGGGCUGUCAUUGGUGCUGUCCUGGCUGUGUUUGGAGGUAUUCUAAUGCCAGUUGGAGACCUGCUUAUCCAGAAGACAAUUAAAAAGCAAGUUGUCCUCGAAGAAGGUACAAUUGCUUUUAAAAAUUGGGUUAAAACAGGCACAGAAGUUUACAGACAGUUUUGGAUCUUUGAUGUGCAAAAUCCACAGGAAGUGAUGAUGAACAGCAGCAACAUUCAAGUUAAGCAAAGAGGUCCUUAUACGUACAGAGUUCGUUUUCUAGCCAAGGAAAAUGUAACCCAGGACGCUGAGGACAACACAGUCUCUUUCCUGCAGCCCAAUGGUGCCAUCUUCGAACCUUCACUAUCAGUUGGAACAGAGGCUGACAACUUCACAGUUCUCAAUCUGGCUGUGGCAGCUGCAUCCCAUAUCUAUCAAAAUCAAUUUGUUCAAAUGAUCCUCAAUUCACUUAUUAACAAGUCAAAAUCUUCUAUGUUCCAAGUCAGAACUUUGAGAGAACUGUUAUGGGGCUAUAGGGAUCCAUUUUUGAGUUUGGUUCCGUACCCUGUUACUACCACAGUUGGUCUGUUUUAUCCUUACAACAAUACUGCAGAUGGAGUUUAUAAAGUUUUCAAUGGAAAAGAUAACAUAAGUAAAGUUGCCAUAAUCGACACAUAUAAAGGUAAAAGGAAUCUGUCCUAUUGGGAAAGUCACUGCGACAUGAUUAAUGGUACAGAUGCAGCCUCAUUUCCACCUUUUGUUGAGAAAAGCCAGGUAUUGCAGUUCUUUUCUUCUGAUAUUUGCAGGUCAAUCUAUGCUGUAUUUGAAUCCGACGUUAAUCUGAAAGGAAUCCCUGUGUAUAGAUUUGUUCUUCCAUCCAAGGCCUUUGCCUCUCCAGUUGAAAACCCAGACAACUAUUGUUUCUGCACAGAAAAAAUUAUCUCAAAAAAUUGUACAUCAUAUGGUGUGCUAGACAUCAGCAAAUGCAAAGAAGGGAGACCUGUGUACAUUUCACUUCCUCAUUUUCUGUAUGCAAGUCCUGAUGUUUCAGAACCUAUUGAUGGAUUAAACCCAAAUGAAGAAGAACAUAGGACAUACUUGGAUAUUGAACCUAUAACUGGAUUCACUUUACAAUUUGCAAAACGGCUGCAGGUCAACCUAUUGGUCAAGCCAUCAGAAAAAAUUCAAGUAUUAAAGAAUCUGAAGAGGAACUAUAUUGUGCCUAUUCUUUGGCUUAAUGAGACUGGGACCAUUGGUGAUGAGAAGGCAAACAUGUUCAGAAGUCAAGUAACUGGAAAAAUAAACCUCCUUGGCCUGAUAGAAAUGAUCUUACUCAGUGUUGGUGUGGUGAUGUUUGUUGCUUUUAUGAUUUCAUAUUGUGCAUGCAGAUCGAAAACAAUAAAAUAAACCUGGCUCAAGCACAAACCAAUUUGUGUUGUUCUGAUUCAAUAAUUGGUUUCUGGGUGGCCAAUUCAGAAGAAGAGUGUACAUGCUCAACAAAUCCUAGGCCCUGCAUUCCUGUCAUCCUCAUCCGGGGGAAACACCAUCAUCCCAGUAGCUGCCCUAUUCAACUGCAACAGUCUCCAGGACCAUCAGUAUACUGCAUUUCAUGUGCACCAAAUAUUUUGAAAGACAUUUAUAAAUAAUUGGCUUAUGACUCAUAUUUCUCUAUGAAUACCUUCAUACAGCAGGUAUAACUCUUUUCUUUAUGGGCUUAAAUAUUUUGUCACUGAUCCUGCAAAUGGACAUCAUUUUAGCACACUAGCGGUUUAUAUUUUAAGGACCUUCAUUCUCUGUUCUGCACCUCUUCUGGAAAUUGAGUAAAUUUUGCUUUUUUUUUUUUACUCAGUUGCAACUUACGCUUGGCAUCUUCAGAAUGCUUUUCUAGCAUUAAGAGAUGUAAAUGAUAAAGGAAUUAUUGUAUGAAAUAUUACAAAGCGUAGACUAUGCAUUGUUAUUCAUUAUAAUAUUUUUUGCUGUCAUAAUCGCCUCAUAAAGACAGGUUUCAACCAUUAAAAUAUGUUCUUCCUUAAAUUCCUGUGCUUUUUCUAGUUCCUCUUGUGUCAUAAAAUGUUUAUCCUAAUUUUCUCUCUGAAGUAUAUUUUAUCUGAAUCCACAUUUCUUUAUAAAUCCAUAGUCCUUGCUGAAAUAUGCUUUCUAAAUUUCUACCACUUUGUUCUAGGCUAAUUUUUUAAGCUAAUUGGAUGAAGAACAAAAAGACAUUUGGUUUCAUCCUUUACAGCAGUAGGACAAUUGCAAAGGUUUUUCCUUUUUCAUAAGGAGACACAUUAAUAGGUAACUCUGUUUCUUGAGCAGGGGUUCACUUAUUCUGAGAGCAUUAGUUCUCCUAAAAAGCUCCAGCAUAGAAAGGGAAGAUAAACCAAAUUCUAGCUUGUGUUUUACCCACAGAAGGAUACAGGACAAAGGAAUAGUAACUGGCCUGUUUGGAUACUAAAAUCGAAAAUAACUUUUAGCCUCCUCCUUAUGAUAGCCGCCAGAGUAAAUGUUGAGCAUUACUACAGAAAAGCCACAAACCAAGAAUCUACCUGUUUGGAAAGAUCUUUUGCAUCUCUGAAGGUGCUUAAAGCAUACUUAGUGCCUUUCCUUUUAACUGGGAAGAUAAAAGAAGUAUCUGUCCAAGAUAUUAAUAUGUAAGAUAACAUUGUAGACAUGUUCUUCUGAUAAUACAAGGUUUAUUCUAUUUGCAUUAGGAUAUUUGUGGACAUGUCCAUCUAAUAUAAAGGAAAGUUUUUUAAUCAUUGAGGCAUGUAGGGCUGAGUUAUAUAAUGUAGAAACUUCUAAAGAUAAUUGGAUGAGAAUAUACAUAUUGACCUGUAUAUUAUGACUAAUCAUGACUCAGAUCUUAAUACAGGGAUGAUCUCAUAGCAUUUAGAUAUCAGAAAAGGUUUUGACCUAUAUGUCUUUAAUAUUGUUUGAAUACAUGUAUAAUCUUUAUCAUUCCUCAGUGUUUCAUUUCUCAAAUUCUGUAAAAGGAAUAUAAGAGGAAAGACAAUUCAUAUACAAAGACAACGAGAUUAAAAAUAUGCAGUAGGAAAAAUAAUUACUUAAGGGGAGAUUUUUUUUACAUGAAAUCUGGGCUUUGGAUGUGUGUGUGUGUGUGUGUGUGUGUGUGUGUGCACAUAUGCACUGUGGUGGGAGUGGGGCAACUUGGGGAAUAUGUUACAUGUGUGACUUUGUUUUGCCCUGGCGAAGUUAAUGUUGUUCAGAAAGGGUAAAUGUUUGGACACUUGCAAUUGCUCAUGGAUGAAUUUAUAUGUUUUAGUCAUAGAAAAAUUGUACCCUUUGAUAGAAGCACAUUUUCUUUCCAAAGCUGGUUAUUAACCACAGAAUUAUAGCAGGUAUUCAUAACUUAAGUUUGAAAAUCAAUAGCGUCUGCAAAUGGAUUAACAGAUUAGAGAAUCAACAGCAUCGGAAAAUAGGUUAAUGCAUAUUGCUUCUAACAAGUGCAUGAAGAAAUAGAAGAAGCUAUGUAGCUUUCAGUUCUGACAGAAAAGGGUGAAGGAGGGUAUCAUUUCAAGAAAAAAAAUAGCUAUCACGCAAUGGUUAUCUCUGAAAAUAUUUGUAUUAAGAUGUGUAUACAUGGCCAGGCAUGGUGGCUCAUGCCUGUAAUCCCAGCACUUUGGGAGGCAGGUGGAUCACGAGGUCAGGAGAUCAAGACCAUCCUGGCCAACAUGGUGAAACCUCAUCUCUACUAAAAAUACAAAAAUGAGCGGGGUGUGGUGGCCCAUGCCUGUAGUCCCAGCUGCUCGGGAGACUGAAUCUCUUGAGCCUGGGAAGCAGAGGUUGCAGUGAACUGAGAUCGCGUCACUGCACUCCAGCCUGGUGACAGAGCGAGAUUCCAUCUCAAAAAAAAAAAACAGUAUGCACGUACAAAUUUCUUAACCUGUUAUCAAUGUCUGAGCUACAUAAUUAUCUUUCUAGUUGGAGUUUGUUUUAGGUGUGUACCAACUGACAUUUCAGUUUUUCUGUUUGAAGUCCAAUGUAUUAGUGACUCUGUGGCUGCUCUCUUCACCUGCCCCUUGUGGCCUGUCUACAAUUCUAAAUGGAUUUUGAACUCAAUGUCGUCGCUUCUGGUUUCCUGCAUAUACCAAUAGCAUUACCUAUGACUUUUUUUUUCCUGAGCUAUUUUCACUGAGCUGAGCUAAUGAACUAAAACUGAGUUAUGUUUAAUAUUUGUAUCAAAUACAUAAAAGGAAUACUGCUUUUUCCUUUUGUGGCUCAAAGGUAGCUGCAUUUUAAAAUAUUUGUGAAAAUAAAAACUUUUGUUAUUAGAAAAA
Messenger RNA from Homo sapiens (human), 6239 nucleotides. It is a transcript of the gene CD36, whose product is annotated as CD36 molecule (CD36 blood group). The transcript has 16 exons. Gene Ontology annotation, biological process: cellular response to oxidative stress; negative regulation of gene expression; receptor internalization. Gene Ontology annotation, molecular function: lipoteichoic acid immune receptor activity; low-density lipoprotein particle binding; signaling receptor activity. Bases 1930 to 3348 code for a protein of 472 amino acids. NCBI's taxonomy places the organism in Eukaryota, Metazoa, Chordata, Mammalia, Primates, Hominidae. Gene Ontology annotation, cellular component: apical plasma membrane; external side of plasma membrane; Golgi apparatus. The record is from RefSeq and is a predicted model, not a curated record.